Messenger RNA from Orbicella faveolata, 1955 nucleotides. RefSeq names its product large ribosomal subunit protein mL43-like. Gene Ontology annotation, biological process: mitochondrial translation. The record is from RefSeq and is a predicted model, not a curated record. NCBI's taxonomy places the organism in Eukaryota, Metazoa, Cnidaria, Anthozoa, Scleractinia, Merulinidae. Gene Ontology annotation, molecular function: structural constituent of ribosome. Gene Ontology annotation, cellular component: mitochondrial large ribosomal subunit.
AAUUUCAAAAUGGCGCAGGUUAACGUAGCAAAUAGAGUAUUAGGCCGCUAUGUUCGACCAUUACAGCGGCUCACUUUCAACUACUGUAAAACUGGAGGGAGCAGUAGAGGAAUUAGGGAGUACAUUGACAAGAACAUCGUGGAUUUUGCAAGGAAGAAUCCUGGAAUUGCUAUUUACGUCAGAGAACAAAACGAAAAACAUCCCACGAUCAUCGCAAAUUUUAUAAGUGGUAACACCAAAGAGAUCAAUGCGAGGAAGAUGAAACCAGAAGAGGUUCAAGAAAUAGUCACAAGCCUUAGAAAUGAAUCAGGAGAGGAAGUAAAGAAACUAAGAAAAUUUUGGCACACUGAGAAUCCUUCGAUACAAGGAACGUGGAACCCAUUCCUGAACAAACCUCCUUCACUGAGAAAACACAUCAGAAACAAAGUUGAGUGAAGCUGCAACAAGAUGAGAAAUUACUAUCUUAUCAAGUUACUACUGCUACUCAGUGACUUGUGAAUAAGAUUUUCACAUCGUGCUUGGACAGGAAAUUUUUGAAAAGCCACGUACCUUGUGCUUGCUGUGACUUACAGGACAGGUUUCAUUGUUGUGUGAUCUUCAGGACAAAACCUUGACUGUGCAGUACACAAUACAUUUCUGUCAAUCAUAACUAGAGUGGAUGGGUUUUUAGCAGACGUUAAGCCCAGUGGGUCAAAAGUCAACAUUCAAAGACUAGCACUUUAUUGACUUGUUGUGAUUGGUAGCUUCCAUUCUGUCAAUGUACUGUUUGUACAGUGGAUACUUUACUAGUAAUCAGACAUCUAUUUGCCAUUUUAUUCAGAGAGGUUUCUUGAGACGAAAAGUUUUUAAUUUCAUGCUUAGCUGGCAGGCACAUUUUGACUGAUGAUUCAACAAGGACCGAACUUGCUCCAUCAUCCAGAAAAAGUAAAAAUGAAAUCAUGUCAAUGAGAAUUAGCUGCGGCAUAUCUCCGAAGUGACCAUUUGUCCAAUGUCCCAGAGACUUAGUUGAAGAACACCAUCAGUUCUGCUUCUCUGUAUCUAGAGUGGGGCCAGAAAUUUUUACUUCUCCAAGACACUCUGUCAGCUGCUGCCAGCCCUGCCUCUUGAAGAACAGGCAUGGACAGAGCUUCUGUCAGAAAGAUUAAGUAUACUUUGUAACUUAAAACAUCUCCUAUACAAAGUGUAACUGCCACCUCACUGCAGUAACCAGGAAUUAUUUUCCCCUGUGUCAAUCCAUAUUCUUUACUGUCAUGGAAACCUCCCAACAGAGGCCAACUCUACAUACAAUGUCCACUUAAUAAUUUUUGCCCCAGAAUUUUUGUAGAGGAGUUCACCUAUACUCUGCUAAACUGGUUUGAUUGUGAAGGUUGCAUAGCACUGAAAACCUUGAGUGGUUAGAAAGUGGAACUGCAAGAAUCGAGGAUUGUAUCACUAUUGUCUUGUUUAUUUUCUCUAGUGGUUGGAAUUCAUGCAAUCAGCAUAGUGAUGUCUCAUAGCUUUGUAGAGGAAGGUCCUAUGAAAUUUUAAGAAUUUUUGUGAGGAUUUUUAAGGUGUUGAUGAGAGAGAAGACGGUGUAGGAAUACCUAUUAUAACAAUAAAAGGUAGAACUGAUGAUAAGUUGAUAAAUAUAUUUAAUUUCAUUUAGUUUGUAUUUAAACAACAUUUGUUCAACGUAGGUAAGGGUCUUUGAAGGGAUAAAAUCAUCUUUUCACAUUUUUCACCCCAUGUGAAAGACAUUUCAACGUUGAUAAAGCCACCAUAAAUUUCUCCAGUUCAAAAUAAAUAACAAGGAUGAAAUAGUUCACCCUACCCCCCAGCAUUAUGCCACGUCCCCCCGUACACAUUUAAUGUCAGCCCUUCCCUCCCUUCGGUACUCAUUUAUAUCCAUGAGGCAACGUCCACACCACGCCGCAGAAAUUUCAAAACGCAGCUUUAUUUUCAGUUAGGCCUACCGA